Molecule: messenger RNA, 1557 nt
Organism: Monomorium pharaonis (pharaoh ant)
Lineage: Eukaryota; Metazoa; Arthropoda; Insecta; Hymenoptera; Formicidae
Product: coiled-coil domain-containing protein 149
Exons: 9
Coding region: 294-1556 (420 amino acids)
Source: RefSeq, a predicted model, not a curated record
CUAUAUGUCGAUGGUCCUAAAUCUCUCUUAUGCAGGGUUUAUAAUGGCAGUAAUAGUAAGGUUAUCAGUCAAAAUUGACCAAUUAUAGUUGAUUGCGAGAAGAAUAAUCAAAUAUAAUUGGUCAAUUCUUGUGGUUUGCGGCUUACAACCUUACAAUUCAUGUCCAGCAUAACCUCCCGGCAUUAUAAUCUAUGGAGUCGGUGUCAAAAUUUGACUGUCAAAAAGUGUUAAAACGCUCGGUAUACAAUACCACUUGUAUCUUAUAAUACAGUCUCUGAUUAGAAAACAGUACGAUGGAGGAAAAAGUGGACCGUCUCGAGAAUGUUGGUGUCAGCGAUGUUGACGUGGAGUCAAAGGCGAUGUUAAAGAGAGAACUGCAAAUGAAAUCGGAAGCGCUCGUGUUAUUGAGCCGAAAGUUGGAUCAGUGUAGGACACAGCGUGACCAGUUCAAACUAAUGGCCGAGCAAAUUCAGGAAAGAUUUCUGCAUUUGAAGAAGCAAAUGUGUGAUAUGAAAGAACUGAAUGGUUUGGACAACGACUUUAGAACCUUGGAUCUUUUAAUGGAAGCACAAGAGCAAAACAAGUGUCUCAGGCUACAGGUUGAGGCAUUGAGGCAGAAGCUGGCAGAUGCCGAAGGUGACAUCAAGGUGUUACGUACAAAUAACAAUCGUAUACCAGUUGAACAGCAAGAGACUCAGUUGGCACCUGUUAUGCAUCAGAGAGAAGAAAUGAUAGAACAGUUAGAGAAGUUAAAUUUAAAGUGUUCACAGUUGCAAACGGAUCUACAAACAGUAUUGGAUGAGAAACAUGAACUUGAAAUGGAAAGGGAUGCUUUUAAAUGUAAGGCACAUCGUUUGAAUCACGAACUGUCCAAGGCUCUGAACGCUACCAAACCAGUUGAUUUGGAUGCUCUUAUCAAUGAAAAUAGAUAUCUGCAAGAAAGACUGCAGCAAUUACUUGAGGAAAAGGAACUCGCACGUCAAUCUCUGUCAAAGUAUAAGAGCAUGUUGGAUAGUAAAAGGGUCAAAGGAGCUAUCAAGUUGGGAGCAAACUCUGCAGCUGGGACAGUGAUGACUCACAAACAAGUUGAACAACUUCUUCAAGAAAGUUCUUAUAUACCGCCUCAAAAAUCCGCUGCCGCCAUUACCGAUCUGCGUUGCCUUUGCACUGCCUUGCUGGAGGCUUUAAAUGAUAAAACUUUAGCUCUGGCGCAUCAAAGGAAAGCGAACAAGAUAUUGGCAUUGAGAAUCUGUGAAUUGGACAAUGCUGUACAAUCACCAACCACGAGGCUCUUGGAGGGAUACACGAGCGCCAAUGUUGAUUUGAGAUGUGAUAGUGACUUCAACGGUUUAGAUCAUAUAGCUAGCGAUCAUGUAGAUAACAUCGAGGAGAAUAAUAUCGUAACGAAUGAGAACAAUAUACAAUGUAGCUCUUCACCGGAAAGUCAAGUUAUGCAACAAUUACAGUCAAUACAAAUGAGUCUUCCAAAGAACUUAGGAGUAUUGGUCCAAAAGGCAUUAAAUAAUUUGAAGGACAAUGAUAAACAGAAUAUAUGAA